This is a messenger RNA of Clonostachys solani, 2247 nucleotides long. NCBI's taxonomy places the organism in Eukaryota, Fungi, Ascomycota, Sordariomycetes, Hypocreales, Bionectriaceae. The record is from the annotation of a GenBank genome assembly.
AUGAGCGGGGUCAAGAACCUGCGCGCCAUGUUUGAGAACAAGGGGGACGACCCGAGUCCUCCUGACCGCGGGAGAUCUCCUGGCAUACCAGGCAACAGCGGUUCAAACUCUCCUCGACCUCUCUCAAAGGUACGAUCCAGCUUUGUGGCUAUCGAAAAGGACGGUGUAAUUGGGCUACGGAGGGAUCCAAGCUACGAGCCUAGUCCCUCGAGACGCCCUCCCAGUACCGACAUGGAGACUGCCUCAAAUUCGUCGGUGGUUGGUGCCGAUGACACAUACAAAACUCCCCGCAAGCGCUUUGGAAACGAUCCUAUCCCCGAGUCGCCUCGAGAUAUUUCGGCUCCAAUUGGCAGAGAUGCCUUUCAAGAGAAGCUCGCUGCAGUGGCAGAGAAGUCACACCCCAAGCCCGAAAAGCCAGUGGAAGAAGAACCUACCAAGCCUAUCGAGAAGCCAGAGCCCGUGAAGUCAGAGUCCGUGAAGCCAGAGCCUGUGAAGCCAAUUGAAAAGCCUGUUGCUGCGGCUGCACCAAUCACGAAGCCAGCACCCGCCGAAAAUGCUGUUGCAGCAGCACGUGCAAGGUCGAAGUCUCCAGUCAAAAUUUCUGCUCCUGAAGAGAAGGCCAAGCCUACUUUGAAGAAGGACACUUCGAAGGAGAAUGAGAAACCGAAGGACAAGACCAGGCUGGCUGUUGCGAAACCCGCGGUUGUCAGGAAAGCUGCCUCAACGACGGCUCUUGCAGCGGCCAACAAGUCAGCGGCCCCUACAAAAUCGGCAAGCAAAGCCCAAUCCGGGCCUACAAAAUCAACUCCUUCAACCACAGCAAAACCUUCAGAUGCCAAACCCACAUCCCGACUGGCUGAACGCGCCGCAGCAAGAAAACCAGCAACCACCACGACCAGCAACACCAAUGCCACCAAAACCACGAGGCCCCCUCCCCUCAAACCCACACAAGCGUCCGACACGGGAUUUGUCAAGCCAAAGCCCAAGUCACCAACCAAGCCCGUCCAUUUGCCAGCAUCCUUGACUGCACCCACAGCUUCCUCAGUGUCCAAGGGGAACGCCGUACGGGGACAAUCCAAAUCUUCGCUGCAAGCCCCUGCGACCACAAACCGAGCUCCCAGCAGGACGAGUGUUACAAACUCAGGAACGUCAAGCAAGCCAACGAAACAGUCUUCCACCACCACCCGAGGCCGACCCAGCCUCGGCGUUCCUCCCAAAAAGGCAGAACCCGAAGCAGCCCCAAAGCGAGAGUCCCAUGUCGAUGAAAGCUUCCUGGCACGUAUGAUGAGACCGACUCAGGCCUCAUCCUCCAAGACGACCGAGAAGGUGCCCUUGACACCGCCCAAGAAAACCACCCAUUGGGUUCCGUCCAACGGCGCCAGCGGCUCCCGGCGAAGCAGUAGUGUCAGGGCAAGCACCCAGCCUGGAUCGCCGUCUACGGCACGCAGCGUUGGAUCCAACGGGGAGGAAUCCUCACUUUUGGCUGUGGAUGAGUCGGCACUAGAGAUUGAAGAGCCUGAGCCUGCCGUUCCAGCUCCAGCUCCAGCUCCAGCAAAGCAAAUCGUCAAGGCCGUCGAAGUGGCCCCCGUGAAGGAGCCAAAGAUCAACGCCCCUAAAGCUGAAGUGAAGCCCGAACCCGAAGUCGAGGUCCAGCCCGAACCCAAGGUGGAAGCGAACCCUGAGCCCGAGAUCGAGCCAAAGGUCGAGAUCAAGUCUGAGCCCGAACCUGAGAUUAAGGCUGAGCCCGAAGCUGAGGAGGCCAAGCCGGAGCCCGAGAUCGAGGAGACGAAACCUGAGCCUGAGGUCGAAGAGGUCAAGCCGGAACUUGAGGUAGAAAUCAAGACGGAACCGGAAGUCGAGAUCAAGUCCGAGCCUGAACUUGAAAUUAAGCCUGAGCCCGUACCGGAGGUGGAAGCCAAGCCUGAGCCCGUGCCUGAGGUGGAAGUCAAGACCGAGCCUGAAGUUGAGGUCAAGACUGAACCAGAAGUUGAGACCAAGGCCGAACCUGAGGUCGAAAUCCAGCCCGAAGCUGAAGCCAAGCCCGAGGUUGCCAUCACCUCUGAUGCUGAGGUCAAGCCCGAACCCCAGCUGCCCUCCGCUGACGAGAAGACGGCCGACUCUGCCACCCAGCCAAACACUAGUAAGGAUAGCAUAAGUGCUCCCCUUGCAGUCGAAGAAGAGCAGACUAUCCUUACGGAAGACAAGAAGCCCGAGGCUAGUGAAGUGUCUGCAGUCGCUUCAUCAUGA